Pipistrellus nathusii (Nathusius's pipistrelle) is the source of this 636-nucleotide messenger RNA. NCBI's taxonomy places the organism in Eukaryota, Metazoa, Chordata, Mammalia, Chiroptera, Vespertilionidae. The record is from the annotation of a GenBank genome assembly.
AUGGUCUCCGGGAUGGUCUCCACCAUGCUACCUGGCCUGGUGUUUUGGUUGACAUUUGGGUGGACUUCAACAUCUGCCUAUAGCCCAAGGAGUCCCGAUCGGGUCUCAGAAACAGACAUGCAGAGGCUGCUCCAUGGUGUUAUGGAGCAGCUGGGCAUUGCCAGGCCGCGGGUGGAGUAUCCAGCUCACCAGGCCAUGAAUCUCGUGGGCCCACAGAGCAUCGAAGGUGGAGCUCAUGAAGGUCUGCAGCAUUUGGGUCCUUUGGGCAACAUCCCAAACAUUGUGGCCGAGUUGACUGGUGACAACAUUCCCAAGGACUUCAGUGAGGAUCAGGGCUACCCUGACCCUCCAAACCCUUGUCCUGUUGGAAAAACAGCAGAUGAUGGAUGUCUAGAACACACCCCCGACACAGCGGAGUUCAGUCAAGAAUUCCAGUUGAACCAGCACCUGUAUGAUCCUGAACAUGACUUCCCAGGCUUGGGCAAGUGGAACAAGAUCCUCUUUGAGAAGAUGAAGGCAGGACAGAGACGAAAGCGGAGGAGUAUCAACCCAUAUCUACAAGGACAGAGACUGGACAACGUUGUUGCAAAGAAGUCGGUCCCCCAUUUUUCAGAGGAGGAUAAGGACCCAGAGUAA